Molecule: messenger RNA, 4813 nt
Organism: Cryptomeria japonica (Japanese cedar)
Lineage: Eukaryota; Viridiplantae; Streptophyta; Pinopsida; Cupressales; Cupressaceae
Product: probable cellulose synthase A catalytic subunit 2 [UDP-forming]
Exons: 15
Coding region: 857-4123 (1088 amino acids)
Biological process (GO): plant-type primary cell wall biogenesis; cellulose biosynthetic process
Cellular component (GO): plasma membrane; trans-Golgi network
Molecular function (GO): cellulose synthase (UDP-forming) activity
Source: RefSeq, a predicted model, not a curated record
ACAGCCAAGUGCAUUUUUAUUUGUUGGGAGUGUUGGGCCCGCGAAAUGGGGAAUUUGUUGAGAGCGAUGGAAAUGACAUGGGCAUUCAAAUUCCCUCGUACAUUUUGGGUUACACAGUUUGAAACAGUUCCGAAAAAUAAUAAACAUUGAAAAUAUGAGCACUUUUGCAUGGAAUAAUAAUAGUACAUAGCAAUCGUUAGUGUUACACCUCGGGUGCUCGCUGCUGGGUUUCUUGUCCCACAAGUAUUCCUGUGGAGUCAAGUUUCCGAGCAUUGAAAACCAAUGGAGUUUUCUGUAGAGCUGCAGGGAUUUCAUAUUAUCAUUUGAGCAUGCUCUCUGCACAUUUGAUAUAUGGUUUUUUGGUCAGAUUUUUGUUUGUUUUGUUAACUCUUGAUGUACUCCGUACUGGUUCGUUUCUGAGAGGCAGAGAUAUCGGAUGAUUUGAUGUGGAUUAGGCUCGGAUUUGUCUUGUUUUGAUUUGGGUUAGUUUUCAUUUUAUUAGAUUUUAAUACCCGGAAGUAGUAAGUGGAGGUUUUUGAUGUUGGUUAGGAUUGAUUUUAUCAGACUUCGACUCCCAAAUGCAGUAAGCGGAGGUUUUUGAUACGGGUUAGGAUUUAGUUCAUUAGAUUUCAAGAACCAAAUGGAGUGAGUAGUUCUGAUGCGGAAUAGGAUUCAUUUCAUUAGAUUUCAAGGCCUAUAAACAAUUAGCAGAGAUGUGCCACAUGCCCAUUUGAGGAUAUUUGAUUGGGAGAUAUUGCAAUUGCUGUGCUGGUUCAAGGUAAAUCAAUCAGGUAAAUUGGCUCUUCUUAUUACUGUAAAGCUCGUUUAAAGGAAUUGGGGAGUGUGUUGUGUGAAAAUGGAGGCCGGAUCGGGCAUGUUGGCAGGUUCUCAUAAAAGGAAUGAGUUUGUUUUAAUUCGACAUCAAGACAUUGAGCCUAAGCCUCUUCAGAACAUGGGUGGCCAUAUUUGCCAGAUAUGUUUAGAUGAUGUUGGCAUAACAGUAGAUGGAGAGCUUUUUGUGGCUUGCAAUGAGUGUGCAUAUCCAGUAUGCAGGCCAUGCUAUGAAUAUGAGCGCAAAGAGGGAAGUAAGUCAUGUCCACAAUGCAAGACUCGAUACAAGCGGCACAAAGGUAGUCCCCGAGUGGCUGGUGAUGAUGAAGAAGAGGGUGCAGAUGAUUUGGAUGACGAGUUCAGCCACACUCACUGUAAUAGGAAUGAGAAACAACAUAUUGCAGAGGCAAUGUUGCAUUGGCAAAUGGCCUAUGGGCGUGGGGAAGAUGUUGGCCCGUCUGACUCUUCAAGUGAGAAACUUUAUCAGGUUCCUUUUGCCAAUGGAAAAGAGGUUUCAGGUGAGUUACCUGAAGUAACUCCAGAGCGUCAUACAAUGACUGCUCCACCCACUGGCAGUGGCAGUGGAAAACGUGUGCAUCCACUACCUUUUGUUGAUCCUUCACAAACGGUGAGGGUUGUGGACCCCACAAAAGACUCAAAUUCCUAUCGAGUUGGACGUGUUGCAUGGAAAGAUAGAGUAGAAAGCUGGAAGGCAAAACAGGAUAAAAAUGUAAUCCAAGUGACCAACGGAACUCAGUAUUCAUCUGAAGGAAAAGAUGGAUAUGUAGAUGAUAGUGUUCCUGAUGGGGACGACAUUCAAAUGCUAGAGGAAGCACGGCAACCUCUCUCAAGGAAGAUUCCUAUCUCUUCUUCCAAGAUUAAUCCAUACAGGAUGAUUAUUGUUAUACGACUUGUGGUCUUGUGUUUUUUCUUCCGCUACCGGAUAUUGAAUCCUGUUCGCAAUGCUUAUAUACUCUGGUUCAUUUCAGUUAUCUGUGAGAUUUGGUUUGCCAUAUCAUGGAUUCUUGAUCAGUUUCCUAAAUGGUUACCUAUCAGCAGGGAAACAUAUUUGGAAAGACUUUGUUUGAGAUAUGAUAGAGAAGGGGAGAUAUCUCAGUUAGCCGGCAUUGAUAUAUUUGUGAGCACAGUUGACCCUCUAAAGGAGCCUCCUUUAGUCACGGCAAAUACUGUUUUGUCGAUUCUUUCUGUGGAUUAUCCAGUGGAUAAAGUGUCAUGCUAUGUCUCUGAUGAUGGGGCUGCAAUGUUGACUUUUGAGGCUCUUUCUGAAACUUCAGAAUUUGCAAGGAAAUGGGUGCCAUUUUGUAAAAAAUUUGAUAUUGAACCUCGGGCUCCAGAAUGGUACUUUUCUCAAAAGAUAGAUUAUUUAAAGGAUAAAGUGCAUCCCAACUUUGUAAAAGAGCGCAGAGCUAUGAAGAGAGAAUAUGAAGAAUUCAAGGUUCGAGUUAAUGCACUUGUUGCAAAAGCUCAGAAGGUUCCUGAAGAAGGCUGGAUUAUGCAAGAUGGGACUCCUUGGCCUGGAAAUAAUACUCGAGAUCAUCCUGGGAUGAUACAGGUAUUCUUAGGUCACAGUGGUGGGCUUGAUACUGAUGGCAAUGAAUUACCUCGACUUGUUUAUGUUUCUCGUGAGAAAAGACCUGGCUUUGAACAUCACAAGAAAGCUGGGGCAAUGAAUUCUUUGGUCCGUGUUUCUGCAGUUCUAACAAAUGGGCCUUUUUUGCUGAAUCUGGACUGUGAUCACUACAUAAACAACAGCAAGGCUAUUCGUGAGGCCAUGUGUUUUUUGAUGGAUCCUAACCUUGGGAAGAAAGUUUGUUAUGUUCAGUUCCCCCAAAGGUUUGAUGGUAUUGAUAGACAUGAUCGAUAUGCAAAUCACAAUACGGUGUUCUUUGAUAUAAACUUGAAGGGUUUAGAUGGAAUCCAGGGGCCUGUUUAUGUGGGAACAGGAUGUUUUUUCAACAGAAAAGCACUCUAUGGCUUGGAACCUCCUCACAAAAGCAAGGUCUUUGAAUCAUUAUGUUGUGGACCUAGAAAGAAAAGCAAAAAAUUAAACAAGCAAGAUGAUGAGAAAAAGGUGGAUAGGCAGAUUGAUUCCACUGUUCCCAUAUUUACCCUGGAUGAUAUAGAGGAGGGGAUGGAAGGGUAUGAUGAUGAAAAAUCCUUGCUACUGGAUCAUAUGAGCUUGGAGAAAAAGUUUGGCCAAUCAUCUGUUUUCCUUGAUUCUACUCGAAUGGAGAAUGGUGGCGUGCCACAGUCUGCAACUCCUGCAGAUUUAUUGAAAGAGGCCAUCCAUGUUAUCAGCUGUGGAUACGAAGACAAGACAGAUUGGGGAAAGGAGCUUGGAUGGAUAUAUGGUUCAGUCACAGAAGACAUUUUAACUGGGUUUAAAAUGCAUUCUCGGGGGUGGCGAUCAAUUUAUUGUAUGCCUCAACGUCCUGCAUUCAAAGGAUCUGCUCCAAUCAAUCUUUCAGAUCGUCUGAACCAAGUGCUUCGGUGGGCCCUUGGUUCCGUCGAAAUUCUUCUCAGCAGGCAUUGCCCAAUUUGGUAUGGUUAUAGUGGAAGAUUGAAAUGGCUGGAAAGGCUGGCAUAUAUAAACACAACUGUUUAUCCUCUCACUUCUAUUGCUCUGGUUGCAUACUGUACUCUCCCUGCAGUUUGUUUGCUCACAAAUAAAUUCAUUAUCCCUGAGAUCAGCACAUUUGCGAGUUUGUGGUUCAUUUCACUCUUCCUUUCAAUUUUUGCAACGGGAAUACUGGAAAUGCGUUGGAGUGGGGUUGGCAUUGAUGAAUGGUGGAGGAAUGAACAAUUUUGGGUUAUUGGAGGUGUUUCUGCUCAUCUUUUGGCAGUGUUUCAAGGGUUGCUAAAAGUCCUUGCUGGUGUUAAUACAAACUUCACUGUUACUUCAAAAUCUGGAGAUGAAGAAGGUGACUUUGCAGAGUUGUACAUGUUUAAAUGGAGCAUUCUUCUCAUUCCUCCAACUACCUUGCUUAUAAUCAACAUUGUAGGUGUAGUUGCUGGUCUGUCUUAUGCUAUCAGCACGGGUUAUCAAUCAUGGGGUCCUCUUUUUGGGAAAUUGUUUUUUGCUUUUUGGGUGAUUGUACAUCUUUAUCCUUUCCUGAAGGGUUUGAUGGGUCGCCAGAACCGUACACCGACUAUUGUUAUUGUGUGGUCACUUCUUCUUGCAUCUAUUUUCUCUUUGCUAUGGAUUCGGAUAGAUCCCUUCACCACUAAGAUAAAAGGACCAAACAUACAGCAGUGUGGCAUCAAUUGCUAAGUAGCUGUAAGCCUGUAUGUAUUGGUCAAGAAUGUAAAGCACUUUCCCUUCUUUGGAGAUCUUUUUAUGUGCAUUCUUGAUCUAGAUCCCUUUGGUAACUAGGGUAAAGAGCCUGACUUCUAAUUGUGCAGCAUCAAUUGCUACAUAUAGCUUACAUAGCAGAAUGUAUCGAUCAAGAGUGUUUAUUUGCAAAUUGAUUUGCUUUGCUUCAGGGAGUUAUUCCUUCAAUGUAAUCCAUUGGCGAUAUUUACAUCCAAUUUUUUUUAAUGAUCAAGGACCAAGGGAGCUCUAUAGUUAUUCGGUUAUUUCAGCCUGUCAGAUUUUUUUCAUCUCAUCAUAAGGCGAAGGGAUGACAUUGUUUUGUGGAGAGAAUUUUUGAAUUUUUUGUUGAUGCUCUGGGUCAUUUUUCUUGAUGGUUAUCCUCAUCAUGCAGUGAUCCGAGUAAGAUUGAUUAAAGAGACGAGACAUUUUCAAAAUAUAUGGAGCUAUUGAUUAUUGACUAUUGGUGUCGCUUGAAUUACAAGCAUCUGAUCAGUUGUUUUGUGCUGUUCUGAUUAUAGUUUGUGGACAGUAGUUCAAUUCAGAAAUUAUGAUUCCAUUUUUUCUCCUUAAGUGAAGAAAAUCUGCCCACUUACAACAAGUCUCGGUUAUUUGAGGCUAUAUAUAAUAUAUGCAUCGUGCAAAGUGUUA